AUGCCUGGCAAUCCCAACAGAAACCGAAGGGGAAACCAUGGGGGAAGCCCCAAAAAUCCCCUUAACCGAAGUGCGAACAUCGACGAGUCCCAGAAUACCUCAGUAUGGGUGUCCAACCUCCCAGGGGAUUGUACCAUCCAGCAGCUGCUCGCCCCUAUAAGACGAGUCGGCAAGAUAUUCUUUACCCACAUCAACCCUCCCAACGAUAAGUUCACCACAUCAGCAGCAAAGAUCACCUUCUGGGAUCGCCGAGCAACCGACAACUUCCUCGAGCUUAUCAGAGACGGCAAGAUUACCAUCGGAGGGCUCCAACCAGCGGUCCGAAUGCACCGGAUCCGAGCAGCGCCACAGCCAGCAUCCGACCGCAGCCGGGUCCUCGUCGUCUGGGGCUCACCUCACGUAGUCAGCAUGGAGGUUCUAGCGCCCCUUUUCCGCUCGGAGAUAGAAUUCCAAAUCGACGAGGUCGAGGAGAUGAUGUGGCGCGGCGAGAGAAGACUCGAAAUCCGCUUCGGCUCUCAUCGGGCCCAGGCUAGUCGCGCAGAACAGAUGCUGCAAGUAUUAAAGGCGGGGAAAGCGACCGAAUACGCCGUCGCGAACCUGACGCCAGAGCAGCGCAUCUUUCUGUGCUUUAUUGAAAUACUAUGGGGCGGUGAUCCUUGCGAACUGCCAUAG
Daldinia loculata is the source of this 672-nucleotide messenger RNA. RefSeq lists its product as uncharacterized. Gene Ontology annotation, molecular function: nucleic acid binding. NCBI's taxonomy places the organism in Eukaryota, Fungi, Ascomycota, Sordariomycetes, Xylariales, Hypoxylaceae. The record is from RefSeq and is a predicted model, not a curated record. Bases 1 to 672 code for a protein of 223 amino acids. The transcript has a single exon.